This is a messenger RNA of Papilio xuthus (Asian swallowtail), 853 nucleotides long. NCBI's taxonomy places the organism in Eukaryota, Metazoa, Arthropoda, Insecta, Lepidoptera, Papilionidae. The record is from RefSeq and is a predicted model, not a curated record.
AAACCGGAUGCGGAUAUACAGCAGUUGUGUAUUUAUAUUGAUUAUAUACUGCGAAGGAAAAAUCAAUAUUUGGUUUGAUAUUUGCUACAGGACCUAGUACUUGUUGAAAUUAGUGAAAAUGAGUGCAACAGAUUAUGUUCAAAUAAAAGACAUAAAAGCUGGCAUGAGGAAUAUCAACUCCGUUUUCAUUGUAUUGGAGGUGGGUCCACCUAUAUUAACGAAACAGGGACAUGAAAUUCGUAUAUUGCGAGUUGCGGAUCCAACGGCCAUGAUCAAUUUUUCUGUAUGGGAUGAAGCCGGUGCCUUACUGCAGCCGGGAGACAUAGUACGACUUACUCGUGGUUAUGCGGCUCUGUGGCGUUGCUCCCUUACCUUGUACUCUGGAAAAUUUGGAGAUAUACAGAAGGUGGACGAAUUCUGCAUGGUGUUCAACGAAGAAUUGAAUAUGAGCGAACCCCAGCCAGCUCUUGCCGCCAUGUCCCAGGGCCAACAUCAUUCUCAUGCUGCGCCACUCUCACUUAUGCCAAAUGCAGCAAGUGGGGAUCAACUCAAUUCGAAGCAAGAGCCCUUUGAUAGUCAACAAAAGCAUAAAAGUUUUAUGUAGUGAAGGCACUAAUAAUAUGCAGUAACAACAAGGAGGACAAGCAGAGCAACACAUUUAUAGUACCACAAACUUUCUGGCCGGGUGGUAAAAAUGAAACAAAAGCAGCUGUCUUGCCGUAUCUUGGCUUCCUGAUCUCACUGGGCUAGAUAAAUUUGUAGCAUUAUAAGCAAAUAUGUACUUGUUUGUCACCAUAUAUUUAGUCAAAAAGUGUCUGCAUAUUAUAUUAUAAUAAAUAAAUUAAUCUGUGUA